UCCAUUUUCGAUUACCACGAACGACAUGCACGCUUUAUUCCACCGGACAAGUCGGUGGAUUCCUACAAUCUUCCCGAUACGAACAACUCCGCCGCAAUCGAAACCCCUCGAGAGCCCGAGGGUUCAACGGACAUAUCCGUGUUAGAUAGAGCAUUGCAGAUGAAGUUGGCUGAGGUUACGGGAAAACUCAAGGACAUUUGGCCGGAUACCUACCCAACAGAAAAAUUCGCUUGCAGCAAUAAUAAUAUCGUCACAGUCAAACAGUUUAUCGCCUUGUCUACUACCUUCCUGGGCAGCGCCACGGCUGCAAACUGCGACAACAAGUGGAUGCUCGUUCAGAAGGAUACCUUGAGGCAGUCGUACGAAGAGACGAAGGCGAUGCAAAAGGAGGCUAUCGAACUAACGGCCUUUAUGGCUGAGGAAUUUGCGCCCUGGGUAGCGCUGGAAUCUCCCUCCCUGUUUCUCUAUGGAGACGCUCUACUUGAUCGCGCCGCCUUUCACAGGAUCCUGCGGACUAUGCGGAAUGGCCUGAACGAGGAAACCAGGACGCACAACCAGAACAACACCGACUACUAUGAGGAUUUCCGGAAGUGUUUGUUGAAUGUGAAGUUGGAGGCGAGUGUGUGCAAAAGUCUGCGAGAAAAGUGGAUAUCCGAGUUGCAGAAAGUGUCAGCUAGUCCAGACGCCACUAUUGAAGAUGUGUACAGGAAAACCUUUGAGACUUUGCAAAAGGACCAGGAUCGUAAUGGCACUGGAGGCACAGUUAAGGUCUGCGUCUACCUCCGAGAGCAUGAUACCUCUGAAGUUUCCUGCUUUGCAGCUUUUCCGGAGACUGUUGCCGAAGCAGUCAUCGGAACAACCAUAGCAGUAAACACAGAAGCCCCUGUGGCUUUAGCUCUGCGAGAAAGAAGGCCGGCUUUGGGACUGGCCGCUGAAGGCUCUACUCUGGUUCUACCUCUGGUAACACCAAAUGGACGUACCUACGGAGCACUGCAGAUUGAAACAUCGGCAAGAGGCUUUGUGGACUCUGCGGAUUUUAAAUUUUACUUGUGGCGUUGCCAAGUCGAGAGGACAAAAAUUGAAAUUGGAAAUCGUGAGCGACUCAACAUUCUGCACCUUUCAGCCACAUGCCAGGUCCUGGAGGGUGGAACUUUACACCGUUCACCCGUAUUGAUGUACGCAAGAGCAAUUAGGAAACCGCACUACGAACUAGCCACCUGUGGCCGCCGCUAG
This is a messenger RNA of Dibothriocephalus latus, 1233 nucleotides long. NCBI's taxonomy places the organism in Eukaryota, Metazoa, Platyhelminthes, Cestoda, Diphyllobothriidea, Diphyllobothriidae. The record is from the annotation of a GenBank genome assembly.